This is a messenger RNA of Pelmatolapia mariae (spotted tilapia), 737 nucleotides long. RefSeq names its product immunoglobulin lambda-1 light chain-like. Bases 1 to 723 code for a protein of 240 amino acids. The transcript is spliced from 4 exons. The record is from RefSeq and is a predicted model, not a curated record. NCBI's taxonomy places the organism in Eukaryota, Metazoa, Chordata, Actinopteri, Cichliformes, Cichlidae.
AUGCUGUGGACCCUCUGCACUCUCAUCACUGCUCUAACAUAUGCUGAUGCGGUGAUCAUGUUGACCCAGACUCCUGCUGUCCACACAGUUUCUCCAGGUCAAGAAACUGUUCUCAACUGCAACAUAGAGAGAUAUGAUGCGAAUUAUGUGAGAUGGUAUAAACAAGUUCAUGGAGAGACUCCUCAGUAUGUUCUAAGAUUUCAUCAUUCUAGCAGCUCACUUGAAUUUGGAACAGGAUUCUCCUCAGACAGAUUCAACUCUAAAUCCUCAUCAAACAUUGAUUACCAUUUCAUUAUCAAGCGAGCAGAGACAGGAGACUCUGCAGUGUAUUACUGUCAGACAUGGGAUGACUCUGUGAUUGAACAUGACUUUGGUAAUCCUGUUGGUGUGAUUGAUUGUAGCUCCAGCCUCCCUCCUCCUGUCCUGACAGUAUUCCCUCCGUCCAGUGCUGAGCUCCAGUCCAACACAGCUUCUCUGGUCUGUCUGUCCAGUCAGUCUGUGAAAUUUGCAGAUGUGAGCUGGUUGGCUGGUGGGAGUCCAGUGAGCAGUGGGAUCUCUACCAGCACUGCUGUUCAGAGACCAGACCAGACUUACCAAAUCAGCAGCUCUCUGGCCAUCCAGACAUCAGACUGGAACAUGGAUAAGGUUUAUACAUGUAAAGUGUCUUUGGGCUCGCAGACUUCAGAGAAAACCAUCAAGAAGUCAGAAUGUCCCACUGAAUAGUCGAGGACCAGAAU